Messenger RNA from Neoarthrinium moseri, 15468 nucleotides. RefSeq lists its product as uncharacterized. Bases 1 to 15468 code for a protein of 5155 amino acids. NCBI's taxonomy places the organism in Eukaryota, Fungi, Ascomycota, Sordariomycetes, Amphisphaeriales, Apiosporaceae. The transcript is spliced from 2 exons. Gene Ontology annotation, cellular component: cytoplasm. Gene Ontology annotation, biological process: amino acid activation for nonribosomal peptide biosynthetic process; secondary metabolite biosynthetic process. Gene Ontology annotation, molecular function: phosphopantetheine binding; transferase activity. The record is from RefSeq and is a predicted model, not a curated record.
AUGCAUGCUUUUGUAUUUCCGGGUCAAGCAGCAUCGCUGCGGCAUGUGCCAUCCACGAUGCUGAAGCAGUACCCCGACAUCAAACUUAUGUUUGAAGAGGCACAUCAGGUCUUCGGUAUCGACUUCUCAACUGUCGAUCUGCAAGAUGAAAGGGGUAUCCGCUUCGGUAACACUGCGUUGACACAACCUCUUGUCUUCUUAUAUUGCAUGGCGGCGUAUUAUCAAAUCGCCGACCCUACCCCGGAUAUGAUGGCCGGCCAUUCCCUUGGAGAAAUCAUUGCUCUUGCUGCGUCUGGAGCUCUCACGGUGAAGGCAGCAUUGCACUUGAUCAAAGUCCGUAGUUUAGCCAUGCAGGAUGCCUCUAACUCUCAUCAGUCCGGGAUGACUGCAGUUAUGGGCCUCAGUGAAGAGGAAGUGCAAGCAGCCUGUAAUUCAUGGAACACAAGAAAUCCACACAGUCAUUUGGGCAUAUCCAACUAUAACAGUCCCCGGCAGUUUGUUAUGAGCGGCAGCAAAGAGGCUCUAAGCUACGCCAAAGGUCAACUAAAAUCUGCUGAGCGAAUCGUUGACCUGGCCACCCCUGGAGCAUUUCAUUCCCCUUACAUGGCCCAAGCGAACGAUGCAUUCAAGCUGGAGGCGAUGUCGGUUCAUUUACAACGUCCAAGGUGCCCAAUCUAUCUUAACUACACGGGUAAUUACACGACAGAUCCAGCUGAUAUUCGAGAUGGGUUGCUGCAGCAUAUGGUCUCUCCUGUGCUUUGGACUAAGACUGUUCAGGGAAUGAUCUCAGAUGGUGCAACCGAAUUUCGAUAUCUUGGAUCAGGUGGUGGGAUACCAAGAAUGAUCCAAGAGAUUCACAAUGGCGUCAAGAUCUCCUACUCGUUACUCUAUAGUGAAGGUGGUUCAAGGCCCUCGCAGAACGGCGAACAGAACGGCCACUUAUCGCCUAUUGAGGAGACACUCAAAAGUCUCUGGAUCAAAAAUGUCCCAAUAACAGCAGGCUGUCUUCCGCAUAGACACAGCAAUUUUUUUGAGCUUGGUGCCGAUUCGAUUGACGCUAUGAGACUUUCAGCUGCAGCUCGUAGCAAGGGCCUCAAACUCUCCGUCAAGGAUAUUCACACCUUCCCGGUCUUAUCCGACAUGGCAUUUGUUGCAGCGAGAGAAAGUGGACAGGAGUUCUUAACAGCCGAAGUGGCGCCUUUCUCUUUGUUGUCUCAAGAUGCAGAUAUCGAUUCCGCCAUAUCGAAUGCGGCACGCCUCUCUAACAUGGUCAAGGAUGACGUCGAGGAUAUACUUCCGUGCAGCCCCCUGCAGGAAGGAUUGAUAGCCCUCAGCAUCAAGCGAGAAGGCAUCUAUGUCACUAAGAAAUCCAUUGUGUUCGACACCAACUACGAUAUCCAGAAGCUUCAAUCUGCAUGGUCGACGGUUAUACAGCAAUCCCCAAUCCUUAGAACAAAGAUUGUCGACCUUUCAAACCAUGGCUUGGUUCAAGUUGUCUGCAAGAACUAUCCAACGGGCAAGAGUGUAGACGGCAACCUGCCUAUGGGGCUCGGCACAUGGCUUCUUCACCUCAGCUUCGAACAGGGGCUAAACUCGCAGUCUUUCAGGCUUAUCAUCACUAUGCAUCAUGCCAUUUUUGACAGAUGGUCCCUCGGCCUGAUACUACAAGCUGUGGAACGUGCUUAUCAUGACAAGGAAGUACAACUUCGCCCAAAAUUUUCCAGCUUCAUCAGUCGCCUUAAAGAUAUUCCUCUUGAGAAGGCAUCGCAGUACUGGACAAGAUAUUUGCAGGGUCUGGAAGCGCCUCAAUUUCCACAACUGCCUACUUAUGCCCACCAACCACACGCAGAUGAUUCUUUCUUCCAUAGAGUAGAGAAUCUGAAUUGGAAUCGGAGCCUAGGAACACCUUCCAACUUGAUCAGAGCAGCAUACGGCUUGCUUAUCUCGCAGCUUACUGCAUCGACAGACGUCGUCUUUGGUGCGACUGUAAUUGGUCGACAGCUGGAUCUCGAUGGUGCAGAACAGAUCAACGGGCCUAUGAUAGCUACUGUACCUGUUAGGGUGCGUGUGGAUAUGGAUAUUUCAACAUCGGUCUUCCUCGAAACAAUUCGGCAAGAAAGUGCACAGACAAUCCCGUACGAACAAGUUGGUCUAUCCAGAAUCUCCAGGCUAAACCGCGAUACACAAAGAGCAUGUAGCUUCCAAAGUUUACUUGUCGUUCAAACUCAACACAGUGCUUGCAGUGAUGGCGGCGACUACCAGUCUUUUACAGAGAGGAUUCAGAAUCUACCCGCAACACCCGACGCAUUAGGGAACUUCAGUAACUAUGCAUGCGUGUCAGAGUGUAGUCUUCGGUCAGGAGGCUUCGACUUACGCAUCGAGUUUGACAGCAAAGUGAUGAACAAGACUAUGGCUCAACGUGUCGCUCAGCAGCUAGAGCACAUAGUUCGCCAGCUCAAUGACCCGAAGCACAACGUGCUUCCGCUCAGGGAGUUGUGGUGGAUUUGCGACGAAGACUUGAGCCAGAUCACAUCCUGGAACGGCAAAUGGUUUCCCCCUGCCGAUUCUUGCAUUCACGAAUGGUUUAUGCAGAUGGCAGUGGAGCAGCCUUUUGCUCCAGCGGUAUGUGCUUGGGAUGGUGAGUUGACUUACAGAGAGCUCGACAGCUUCUCGACCAAGCUUGCGCGCCACUUAAUUCUGGCCGGGAUCGGUUCCGAACACACGGGUCAAUCAGCGCUCCUCCCCUUAUAUUUCGAGAAGAGCAUGUGGACUGUUGUAGCCACUCUUGCCGUUAUGAAAGCAGGAGGAGCCUCCUGUCUCAUGGAUGGUACACUACCUGAGGGUAGACUGAACAUGAUCUCUAGCCAACUGGCUCCAGCCGUGGUGCUUUCGUCGAAAAAACGGUUUGAAGAGGCGCGGAGGUCGUGGAAGGACAAGGUGCUUUUGAUAGACCACGAGUCAAUUGAAGCCUUGCCACUACGUGAUCAUUUGAAGCUCCCAACUGUUAAAUCGACGGAUGCCAUCUGCAGCCUCUUCACUUCAGGAUCUACAGGCACACCCAAAGGAGUCGUGCUCCAGCAUAGCCAGCUUUGCAGUGCCAUCAUGUAUCAGAAAGAGGCACUGAAUUUUAACAAAGAAACCCGGUUUUUCGACUUCGCAGCCUAUGCCUUCGACGUAGCUUGGCUUAGUCUUGCACACACUUUGGCUACAGGAGGGUGUAUCUGCAUCCCAUCUGACAAAGAUCGCCGCGACGACAUUGCAGGAUCCUUCUCGAGGUUGGCAGCCAACACGACAUUCCUCACACCGUCCGUGGCUCGAACAUUGGAGCCAGAAGCAAUGGCCACUCUUCAUACUCUGAUGUUUGGUGGUGAAGCAAUCACUAACGAUGAUAUUGCACAGUGGCGUGGCUUGCCACAUCUUAUUGGUACAUAUGGACCUGCUGAGUGCACUUUCGUCAGUACCAUUACGCCGCUGAAGCUGGGAAAUUCACAGAAUAGCAUAUUAGGCACAGGAGCUGGAACUUCAACCUGGCUUGUCAAUCUUUCAGGGGAACAGUUGGCGCCGCUAGGCUCCAUCGGAGAGAUAUGGAUCGAAGGGCCCAACGUUGGGGCUGGAUACCUGAAUGCUGAGACUCUAACCGCGAAGUCCUUUUUCGAGAAGCCUGCAUGGUUUUCGGAAACAUUGCAGCAACAGCUUGGUCGCAAGACGUCAAGAUUCUACCGGACAGGAGACCUCGCGACGUAUAGCCCCAAUGGUGAACUCAUCUUUAUGGGCCGCCAAGACUUUCAAGUUAAGAUCAACGGACAGCGUGUUGAACUGGGCGAGAUUGAGCUCCAGGCUCAACGUGCGAUAAAACCGAAUACCACCACCAAAAUCCACGUUGAAGUAGUCACACCUUCUGGACACGACAAAAAAGUACUUGUCGCAUUCAUUGCGGGCUUUCCACAAGUGAACGAUGACCAGACAGAGAGCUUGGCGGAGAUUGCAGCACUCAUCACGCAAGGUCUCCGCAGGAAAUUUCCCGACUACAUGAUACCCAAUAGUUUCAUCCCUUUAAGCGAUGUCCCAAUGACAAAUACUGGGAAAGUCAACCGUCGCCGUCUCCGAGAAAUUGGGAGCGCAUUCUCCGUGGGCCAGCUGAUUGAGAUGAAUCCGCUCCGAGAUAGGCGCAUAGCGCCCGAGACAGAAGCCGAGCGAACCCUCAUCAAAUUGUGGGCUACUAUCUUGCAUCUCGAGCCGGAAAUCAUUGGGCGUGGUGAUAGCUUUUACCGUCUCGGAGGGGAUUCCAUAUCGGCCAUGCGACUUGUCGCGCUGGCAAGAAGUUGUGGAAUUCUCAUGUCUGCCUUGAGCAUCAUGCAAAACCCGGUUCUAUGUGAUCAAGCGGUCAUGGUAGAGUAUGUCGAGUCCAAAGACGACGACAUAACAUGCGCUCCUUUUUCUCAGCUCUCUCUUGAUUUUGAUCAAUUACAGGCGGCUGUUGCACAAGCAGCUGAAGGAUGUGAUCUUAGUACAGAUCAGAUACAAGAUAUAUAUCCUUGCACGCCGCUUCAAGAAGCGCUUCUCGCUGCCACCUCCAAGGAUCGGAACAAAUACAUUGCGAGAAGAGUUUAUGAGCUUCAAGAGACUGUGGAUAGUAUUGAUGUUAUCCAGGCUUGGCAGGAAACCUGUUCGAGCAUCGAUGUCCUGAGGACACGGGUCGCGAAUGUCACUAAUGUCGGGCUUGCGCAAGUCGUCUCAACCGAACUGUGUCCUGUUUCGGAAUGGUUAAAUCUGCAGGCAUUUGAAGGCUCUGAGUCUUGUUCAAUGGGACUUGGAACAGCCCUUGUAAAGGUAGACCUAGUGAAUGUUUCUUCGGACUCGCGGCGUCGACUCUUCAUCUUUUCGGCACAUCACGCGGUGUAUGAUGGUUGGUCUUUACCAUUGAUCCUGAACCACUUCAUUUCUAUCUACGAAAAGACCCCAACACCUGCGCCCAUUCCUUUCAAGAACUUCACCAAGUAUUUGAAGAAUUUGAAGACCGAAUCAGCGCGAACGUUCUGGACGAGUACGCUAAGCAGCGUCGAAGCUACAAUAUUCCCGAAUGUGCCAAAGACUCCACAAAUCCACCCGACGACGAAUACUUUCCAACACGACAUUCGCAGAAUUACCUGGCCACGAGGUGAUUUUACCCCUUCGAAUAUCCUGACAGCCGCUUGGGCAGUCGUUGCCAGUCGCUAUUCCGACUCCAAAGAUGUUGUUUUCGGCACGGUUACAUCUGGACGGCAGACUCCGAUUCCAGGGAUAGAACGCAUCAUCGGCCCAACUAUUGCCACCGUGCCUGUACAGGUGAGGUUGCUAGGCGGAGAGAGCUUGGCAACUCUAUUACAUCGAGUUCAGGGAACGGCCUUGGAAAUGAUGCAAUACGAGCACACUGGUCUCCAGAAUAUCAGGAAAUACAGCCCUGAGAUUGAACGGCUUUGCAACUUCCAGACACUCUUGGUAAUCCAACCUCCUACGAGAGAUAUAGCUGAGUCCAACACUGGCUCUUUAUUCGUGAAGGAAGAGCUACAUACAAGUGCAGAAUUCGGCCCGGGAUUGGGCCAUUCUGUCGACGAUUUCGGUUCGCAUGCUCUCUCGAUCCAGAUCAAUCUGGACGACGGUAAAGCUUCCCUCAAGAUCACACAUGAUACAAACGUAUUGCAUGAAGAAUCAGCAAGUAGGAUUGCCAGGCAAUUUACUAGUGUUAUCCGUCAAUUUUGUCGUUCAUCAGAAUCGGCGGAGACUACCCUUGUUGAGAAGCUCUCUCUCGACACUGAGCAGGACACCCAGAAAAUAUGGCAAUGGAAUUCCAAAGCUCCUCCGCUGAUACAAGGCUGUGUCCAUGACUUAAUCAGCGAGGCGGCCUCGAAGUACCCGGGCAACCCAGCUAUAUGUGCAUGGGAUGGCGAAAUCACACAUCGUCAGCUUGACGAUAUGUCGGCCAGGUUAGCGCGUCACCUGAUAAGUCUCGGUCUCCGAGUUGGCAGUAUUGUGCCGCUGUGCUUUGAGAAGUCCUUGUGGACUAUAGUCGCUAUCAUGGGAGUUAUGAAGGCGGGUGGAGCGUCAGUCACGAUGGACGUCGGCCAGCCCGUGGAGCGCCUGCGGCAAAUUGUCGACAAGGCAAAUCCGCAAUUCAUCUUGUGCUCAGAAAACAGGCAAGGUCUAGCUUCGAUGCUUCGGCCGCAGGUGCGUGUUCUGCCGGUAUUCUCGGAUCUAGUGGAAGGUCUAGAUGCAGAACCAACCGUACAGUUGCCCAUUGUUGAUAUGUCUAGCCUUCUGUACGUUGUGUUCACCUCUGGUAGCACGGGAACGCCAAAGGGCGCAACUAUUUCGCACGCAAACUUUUGCAGUGCCAUCAGGUACCAGCGUGAAGCCAUGAGGUACUGCUCGGCGUCCAGAGUCUUCGACUUUGUUUCUUACGCUUUUGACGUCACCUGGCCAAACAUACUCCAAACGCUCUCGGUCGGUGGCUGCGUUUGCGUGCCGUCAGAAUUUGAUAGGAAGAACGAUAUAUCGACAUCAAUAAGAACACUGAGGGCAAAUGCAGUCCACGUGCCGCCCUCCGUUGCAAGAUUAAUCGACCCUGCAGCUGUGCCCGAGAUCAAAACGGUGGUCGUAGGCGGCGAGCCUGUGCUUUUGUCAGACGUAACGAGAUGGGGGCCUGGCGUCGAGGUCAUCCAGGUCUAUGGUCCAGCAGAAUGCACACCCCCAAUCAUGGCAUCAUAUCGUGUCGAUAGUGAUGAAGCCAUGGCAAAUAUUGGGCAUGGAUUCGGUGUUGUGCCUUGGAUCGUUGAUGCUGACGACCCUCAGAAACUGGCCUCGAUUGGCGUGGUUGGUGAGCUCGUAGUUGAAGGGCCGCUUGUCGGGUUGGGAUAUCUCGACGAUCUGGAGAAGACUGAAGCUGCAUUCCUCGAUAGUCCCCGUUGGCUUGUGAGUGGCUGUUCAACUCAUGCUGGCCGGUCUGGUCGGGUAUACAGAACAGGGGACUUGGCUAGGUACGAGCAUGAUGGUUCCAUCCGAUUCAUUGGGCGAAAAGAUGCUCAGGUCAAAGUCCGUGGCCAAAGGAUCGAACUAGGGGAAGUUGAGGUUCACAUUGAACGUUUGUUGCAGGAUCAACACACCACGGACAUCGCUGUUGAUGUGUUUGUACCUGCGAAGAGCACAACGGCCGUUCUCGCAGCGUUCAUAGCUGUUGGCGUUGACACAUCCGACAAAUCGCAAGCUGUAAAGCUUGUUCAGAGCAUCGUUCAGUCUUUCCAUAGCGGUUUGAAGGAGGCCUUGCCCGCAUACAUGGUACCAUUUGUGUAUAUUCCUGUUGAGAAAAUACCCACUACUGGGACUGGUAAGAAAGACCGCCGACGCCUACGCGAAUUGGGUGCCAGUUUCACACUUGAAGAGUUAGCUUCUUUUAAUCCCUGGCGACAGGAGAAACGCUUGCCUUCCACGGAGUGGGAAAAACGACUUCAGCUGCUGGUCUCCACUGUCCUUGGGAUUGAUGUCCAAAGCAUUGGUGCAGACGACAGUUUCUUCCAGAUUGGUGGUGAUUCAAUCGCAGCGAUGAAACUUGUGGCACUGGCUCGGGAGAGAUUUGGAAUCAGGCUCGCGGUUGGUGACAUCUUCAAAAACCCUCAACUCAGCGCAUUGGCACAGCUGGCCGGGACACAUAUGUGCGUCGAUGACCGGGUGGAGAUAUCACCAUUCUCUCUUCUGAGUGACGAGGAUCCUGGUACUAUGAAGCUCCUUGCGUCUGGAGUUCUUGAAGUAUCCCCUGGGACAAUCGAGGACAUGUACCCCUGUACUGCGCUUCAAGAAGGGCUCCUGGCGUCCACUUCGUUCGCCGAGAGCUCUUAUGUGGCAGAUAAGAUCUUCAGACUGGAGCCCGACGUUGAUUUACAUCAAUUUAGACAGGCGUGGCAACAUGUCUUUGACGAGACACCUAUUCUCCGGACACGAAUCAUCGAAAUACCCGGGAAGGGACCCUUCCAAGUGGUUCUACGUCAGACGCUACCAUGGUUCGAAGUCAACGGCUACGAUGAUUUCUUGGAGUCUGGAAAAACUCGAAAGGUUGGUUUUGGCAAUCCAUUGAUUUGGCUUGGAAUUGUGUUCACUGCCACUGGCGAGUCUUAUUUCUCUUGGAAAAUGCAUCAUGCUCUGUAUGACGGCAUAUCGAUCAGGAUACUCCUCGGCAAUCUGAUGGCGGCCUACGAGAAGCGCUCUUUGAAUUCAACAGCACCAUUCAGUCAUUUUAUUGCCUUUACAAACGGAAGAGAUCUUGCGUCCAGGUCUUCGGAGUUUUGGACAAAUCAACUUGGGACUUCUGUAGCCAGACCAUUCCCCAGCUUGCCAAGUCCAUCCUACCGUCCAAUUGCGGAUACAAGUCACACCCACUGUCUGCGUGGCAUUAAUUGGCCCGCAGUGGACUUGACUCCGGCAAAUAUCCUACGAUCAGUCUGGGCGUUAUUGAUUUCUCGAUACACAGCGAGUGAUCAGGCGAUUUUCGGAGCUGUAGUCAGUGGCCGACAAGCGCCAGUGCCAGGUAUUGAAUCCAUUAUGGGGCCAACAAUCGCGACAGUACCAGUUCUCGUGAGCAUCGAUGAAGAGGAUUCUAUUACAAACAUGAUGAAGAAGGUUCAAUCUCAAGCCGUGGAUAUGGUUCCAUUUGAGCAAGCCGGGCUCCAUAACAUCCGGCGCAUCAGCCCUCAUAUAGAGAGACACAGCCAGUUCAACACUCUACUCCUGAUACAAUCCGAGUCGGACGAUGAAGAUACUGGCCAAGAUUGCCCAUUAUGGACACAAAAGACACCUGUGGACAUUUCUCCUGAAUACGCGUCACAGUCUGCUUUGGGGACCUUCAAUUCGUACGCCCUGCUUAUGCAAUGCAUUAUUCGCGAUGAUGGACUUGAACUCAAGUCUGAGUUUGAUUCUGCUGUCAUUUCUGAAGAUAGUAUUGCACGUUUGACAACCCAAUUCGAAGAUGGCUUGAGGCAGAUUUGCUCAACGAAUUUCUCAGCCACUCAAGUCAAGAAUAUCAGCUUCCUCAGCCAACAGGAUCUUGAGGACAUUUGGCAAACGAACGAAUCAGUCCCUCAACCAGUCAACGAAUGUAUUCACGACAUAAUCCGGGAAGUAUCUUUGAGAAAGCCUGAGUCACUUGCUGUCGAUGCUCACGACGGCAGGCUGACUUAUAGAGAGCUGGAGAAUGCUAGUAGCUACUUGGCACUUGUCCUCGCAUCCAAAGGCGUCAAACAAGGUACAAUAGUCCCAGUCAUCUUCGAAAAGAGUCUUUGGACAACUGUUGCGGCCCUGGCCGUGAUGAAAGCUGGUGGUGCCGUGGUGCUACUCGAUACAUUUUUGCCUAUGGCACGAUUGGGUGCCAUCGUGAAGCAAGUCAAACCAGUUGUCACAAUAUCCUCGACGAAGGCAGCUGAAAUUACCGAAACCCUCUCAAUUGAGGAGAACAUAAUACUUGCACCAGGGCGGAUUCCGACCUCGGGUACCUACGAUCCCACCACCCUGCCCGAUGUGUCGCCUUCGGAUUCCGCAUAUAUUGUUUUCACCUCAGGCUCCACUGGCACUCCUAAAGGUGUCAUCAUCACGCAUAGAAAUUUCUCCAGUUCACUGAGAUAUCAGAGCGAAGCUCUCGGGUUCUCGAAAGCCUCGCGUGUCUAUGAUUUCGCGUCGUAUUCCUUCGAUGUUUGCUGGACCAAUAUGCUUCACACUCUCGCGGCAGGAGCCUGUUUGUGCGUUCCAACGGAGUCAGAUCGUCGAAACAAUCUGGGAGAGUCCAUAAUGCAAUUUGCAGCCGAUACUAUUGAACUUACGCCAUCGGUAGCGAGGACACUGGAUCCAGUCUCUUUAUCAGGACUGAAAACCCUUAAUCUUGGUGGCGAAGCCGUCACCGGAGAGGACGUUGCAAGAUGGAGCCAUAUUCCCACCGUCCUAAAUACAUAUGGCCCGGCAGAAGCAACACCGACCACGACUGUUUGCCGGCUAUCCACUCAUGACUUACACGAGCCUCGAAUGGGUAAGGGCGUGGGAACAUGCUGCUGGGUAGUCCAAAGUGGCGGAAAGCUUGCACCAGUGGGGGCAAUUGGCGAAUUGUGGCUUGAGGGACCUCUAGUUGGGCAGGGAUAUCUGAAUGAUGCUGAGAAGACUGCUUCUGCUUUUGUUGACGACCCACCAUGGCUGAUUGUUGGCUAUCCCGGAGGGUCAAUCCCUGGUCGUUCUGGCAGAGUCUAUAGGACUGGGGAUUUGGUCAAGCUAUUACCAGACGGCAACCUUUCAUAUGUGGGCAGAACCGACUCCCAAGUCAAGAUCAAUGGCCAAAGGACCGAACUGGAAGAGAUAGAGAAACAGGUCCAGAAAAACCUGCCCAAAGCACAUCCAGCUGCGGUAGUAGUGGACUUGAUAAUCCCAUCAGACGGCAGCACGAAGGUUCUGGUGGCCUUUCUCGCUCUGCAAACCAGUCACUCGGGGGUCAUCACCAAGGAUAGAGAUCUACUAUUAAACAUCGCUCUCGAGCUUGACAGUACCUUGGCUCUCGCCGUUCCAAGGUACAUGAUCCCAUCUGUUUUCCUGGAGAUCGAUACCGUCCCGCUCGGGCCUACAGGAAAGGUAGAUCGACGACAUCUUCGACAACUUGUUGAAGUUAUGACGGUCGGGGAACUAGCCAACGCCAAUUUGCUUCGGGGCAAGAGAGAUUCCGUAGCCGAAGCUGUAUUUACUCCAGUCCAAUCACUGCUGCAGAAGCUCUGGGGGGAGGUGUUGCACAUCGCUCCAAAGACGAUUUCUCAUCACGACAGCUUCUUCCGCCUUGGUGGAGACUCAGUUUCGGCAAUGAGAUUGGUCGGGCUUGCUAGAUCACACCAUGUCAGGCUCACAGUUGGCCAAGUCUUCCAAUAUCCCCAGCUGCAUGUCCUUGCUGGUCAAGUGAAAGAAAAUGGUGCUGGGACAACGAACUGUACCGGACCCGUUCUACCGUUCACACUGCUCGGUGAUGCCGAUGUGGAAGACUGCUGCGCGGAAGCCGCAUCUACACUUGGAAUCAACAAAGAUCAGAUCCAAGAUAUGUAUCCCUCGACACCACUGCAAGAAGGUCUCCUUGCUACGACAGAGCAGCAGGCUGGUAAAUAUGUUGCCCAAUACAUGUUCAAGCUACCAGAUAGUGUCGAUACGCAAAGAUUCAAGGAAUCUUGGCAAGUUGCCGCUACACACAUGCCAAUUUUGCGGACUCGAUUCGCCUCGAUAGGUCACGCGGGCCUUUUACAAGUGGUCACCAAGCAAGGCAUCGACUUCACCGAAUAUACCUCAUGGACCCAGCGCACCAUUGACCAGCCAGAUCUUGGCUUCAUAAACCAAGCUUCUCGAUACGAGAUUGUUCACACAUCAGCGCAACCGGCAGUGUUUAUCUGGACCAUCCACCAUGCAUUGUAUGAUGGGUGGUCAUUCUCAAUGAUCCUCGACGCUGUGCAAAAAGCCUACGAGGGCAGCCAGCUGCUUGCCGUAACCCCAUUCAAUGCUUUCAUUCGACACCUCUCACGUGCGGACUCGAAAACGGCAGCAGAGUUCUGGCUACAAGAACUGGAGUCGUCCCAUGCAGUUCCGUACCCCAAACUUCCAUACACAAAUUACCAGCCGCGACCGGUAUCACAGCUGACCCAUACCAUGUCUAACCUCCAAUUGCGUCAGAUGGACUUCACAGUGUCAACUGUUCUGCGAGGAGCAUGGGCCAUCCUUGCUUCCCGUCACUCCAAUUCAGACGAAGUGAUUUUCGGAGCAGUUGUUUCCGGCAGACAAGCAACCCUACCGGGCAUUGAACAAGUCGCCGGCCCAACCAUUGCAACAGUUCCUGUGCGCACGAUAGUAGACGGGGCAGAGAAGACUACCAGCUUUCUUCAGCGGGUUCAAGAUCAUGCUGUUCGUAUGGUGCCUUUUGAACAAACUGGCCUCCAGAAUAUCAAGAAGCUCGGGGUGGGCAUGGACUCUCAGACUGCUUUCAACACGCUUCUACUUGUGCAAAUGGAGGAUGAUGACUCUCAUCAGGUUGAUCGAAAAUGGCUCUUUGAUUCCGACUACACGCAAGAUGAAGAGGGUUCGACUGGAAAAGCAAUAGGAUUCGAGGCUUUCAGUCUCUAUGCUUUGCUAGUCCAGUUUUUUGUUCGGAAAGAUGCCGUCGAGGUUCAAUUUUGGUUCGAUGAGAACGUAAUCGAAGUCGCUCUCCUCGAGCGGUUAUCUCUUCAGCUUGAAACUCUGAUGCGACAGCUAUGCUUGGAAGAGUCACAUGACUUGAGUAUCUCUCAGCUUUCGACGACGAGUGAGCGUGACCUUUGCGACAUAUGGGACUGGAAUCCCGUGCCUCCGCCCUCAGUAGAGAGGUGCGUCCACGAGUUGAUUAUUGACAACAUGAACCACAAGAAGCUGCAAAACUCUCUCGCCGUGCAAGCUCAUGACGGCCCCAGUACCAUUGUUCCUCUCUUUUUUGAGAAAUCAAAGUGGACCAUGAUUGCUAUCUUGGCUGUGUGGAAGGCCGGAGGAGCCGUUCUCACCCUUGAUGGAAAUAUGCCUGACGACCGUAUCCAGGCCAUCGUUUGUCAGAUAAACCCUCGACUAGCUCUGGUUUCUGCAAUGAACAAGCAGCGGUCACUCAAUGUGCUCAAUCCCGAAUGUGCAACAAUGGUCAUUGAUUCGAAUACCAUCUCGAGCCUCCCUGGAUCUGAAGCUUUCGUUAGCCCUGUCAAGGUACAGCCUUCAGAUCUGGUCUACGUUGUAUUCACAUCAGGCAGCACCGGUGCACCGAAAGGUGUCUUACUCCAACAUCGCCAUUUGGCCAGCGCAUCAACGUAUCAAGCAGAAGCACUCGGAUACAAUGAGACAUCACGGGUCUACGAUUUUGCAUCGUUUGCGUUCGACGUCUCAUGGUCGAACAUCAUUCAAACUUUCACCACAGGCGGAUGCUUAUGCAUUCCCACAGACGAGCAGCGACAGAAUGAUUUACCUGCUUCAUUCCGCGGGCUGGAGGCGAACUUUGUUGACCUCACCCCAUCAGUAUCUCGCACCAUUGAUCCAGAGUCCAUGGUCGGACUGCAGACCUUGCUAUUCGGUGGAGAGGCCGUGUUAGGAGCUGACGUAGCAAGAUGGAAGACCCUACCGAACAUCAAACUCGUCAACACGUACGGGCCUGCUGAAACUACACCCAAGACGACGGCUUUCCCCCUGACCGAUGAAGAUAGCACAGCCGGAGCACGUUUUGGUGUCGGUUUGGGUCUCAACACGUGGCUUAUUGAGCCAGAUGGUGAGAGUGUAGCAGCCGUAGGCGCCGUGGGCGAGCUUUGGCUUGAGGGACCGCUCGUUGCUGCGGGAUACAUGAACAAUCCUGCGAAGACGGCUGAAUGCUUUGUGGCGAAUCCUCCAUGGCUGACUCGGGGCGCACCGGGACAUCCUGGACGAGGAGGAACGCUCUACAGGACAGGAGAUCUCUGCCGGUAUAACAUGGACGGAACUCUUUCGUAUGUCUCCCGCGCAGACACGCAAAUCAAGAUUGGCGGGCAACGCGUAGAGUUGGCCGAGAUCGAACACAUUGUUCAACAGACUUCCAGCGAAUCAAGACUCAAUGUAACCAUUGAUCUGAUUACUCCCAAAGGAAGCCAGACAAAACUUUUAGUUGCAUUCGUGGCACCGGCAGCCGGAACCAAGACAUCUGGGAUUGAGACGGCGGGCUGGUCUUUCGACCUCAGGGACAAGCUCAGCCGACGGCUUCAUCAUGCCGUGGUUCCACGUGCUUUCAUCCUUUUAGAAGCGAUGCCUGUCACGACUUCAGGAAAGUCGGAUCGGCGCCGACUGGUCAGCAUGGGAUGCAGUAUGACCCUAGAUGAAUUGACCAAGCUCAGCGGCUCUAGAAACACGACCAAGCGUGCGCCGCAGUCGGAAGAAGAAGCGAUCUUACGGCAGCUAUGGGCACAGGCUCUUUCUAUUGAAGAGACUAGCAUUGGCAUCGACGACAGCUUCAUGCAAUUCGGUGGCGACUCGAUCAGCGCCAUGAAGGUAGUCAGCUUGGCGCUUAGGCGAGACCUCAAGUUAAGAGCAGCCCAAGUCGUGAAUACCCCAGUACUGAGGGAACAAGCCAAGCAUCUACAAAAAUCCCAUCAGAGGGCCACGGAUGGGACCAAUAUAGUGAGGAAACAUGCUACCACUUUGUUCCAAACCCAUUGCAUUGACGCUGCUCGCCAAACACCACCAGCAUGGUAUGGAUUCCUCGUCGUCAACCUUGCGCCGUCAUUUUCAGGAACCGCCGCGUCGCUUCUGUGCACCUGGUUGUGGUCUAGCUUCGAUAUACUCCGUGCGAUAUUCACACAGGACGGCCACAAAUACGUGCAAGAGUACGCUUCCAGCUCCGAAACCCCAGUGACUGUCCUAUGCGACGUCGGCGACCUUGAGGCUGAAAGCCAAAACCUCAUCGAGACUCAAGGGCACGAAUCGCUUAUUCUUGGUCAGCCAUUUGUGAGAUUCUGGAUACUGGAAGGCUCAGACUCGUCUCGGCUGAUGAUACGUCUACCCCAUGCACAGUAUGAUGGGAUCAGCUUGAACCAGAUGAUGGCCCAGCUCGUCGCAUUCGGACAAACUGGAAUGCACGAAACUCCACUUCACUUCUAUCGUUAUUUAGAAAUGGUCAACAAAUCAAGGACGAGCGGAGGUUUGGAGUAUUGGAACCGCCUUCUCCAAGGCGCAUCUAUGACACCGCCCCCCGGGCCUCCUGUCGAUGAUGAGGUGGUAAUGAAGGCCGGCUGGACAGUUCCGUCUAUCCGUAUCGGCUUUCCUGCCCUACCUAUUAGCAAGAGCACUACUGCUGCAACCAUCUUCACAGCUAUUUGCGCCCGUGCUAUUGCUGGCGUAUGUGCGACUCCGGAUCUCGUCUUCGGUCGACUGACUUCAGGGAGAGCCAUGGACCCUGCCCUGAGUAGUGUAGCCGGUCCUUGUAUCAAUUUCGUCCCCAUUCGUAUCGAUAAUACUGGGCGAACUGACAUCAUCUCUACUAUCCAGCAACAGGUGGCAGAGAGUAUGGAUUAUGAAGGGUUCGGAAUAGACGAGAUAUGUGUUUCCUCGAACAUUUCGACACCCCGAUCAAGACACCCCUUCAAAGUACGACCUGGAGCCACUCCAUUUUUCGGAUUCACAGUUCAAUACCAGAAUGUUGAAGAAAUGGAGACAACCAAUGCUGUCUCUUUUGCUGAACGGGGGUUCGCGUUCCACUGGCGGCCUGGCAAUGAUACGGCAGAGGCGCUUUUCAAAGAUUGCAUCGCUAUUCGGGCUGAGGAAGCUGUCAAACAAGACUCAACCUCGGAGGAGAGACAGUUGCAAGUAAUCAUCUCUGGCCCAGAGUGGAGAAUGAAUGUCAUGCAGCAGCUUGCUGAUGAGAUCCUCCACUUCGAUAUGAAUAGCCUAGAUAUGGAAUAA